Messenger RNA from Alosa sapidissima (American shad), 1812 nucleotides. Its product is annotated as zinc-binding protein A33-like. Lineage: Eukaryota; Metazoa; Chordata; Actinopteri; Clupeiformes; Clupeidae. The transcript is spliced from 6 exons. Bases 279 to 1685 code for a protein of 468 amino acids. The record is from RefSeq and is a predicted model, not a curated record. Gene Ontology annotation, molecular function: zinc ion binding; protein binding.
GAGGAAGUGAAGCUCAGUGACAGACGGCUGCUCUGUUCUCCAUUACAGCUGGACAACUACUCUGGUAUGUGAGGAAUUAGGGACAACAUGAAUUAAUACUUACAUUGGUUGUGUUAGUAAUCUUACAGAGAUUAGAGACAAUAUAGAGAUAUAGAGAAAAAAACCCUCAAUGAUUUGGUAGAGGCUAGAUUUCCAAACCUGUGAAAGUGAAAGUAAAGUUUACCAACAGAGGGAGAGGGAAGCAUGUGCAUUGUGUAACCGUAUCACUAGUCUGGGAAAUGGCUUCAAAGGUAGAAGAGGAGAUAUCUUGUCCUGUGUGCUAUAAGAUCUACCAAGAUCCUGUCAUCCUGACCUGCAGUCACAGCUUCUGUAAAGCAUGUGUGCUGCAGUUCUGGGACACCAAAGGAUCCAAAGAAUGCCCCGUCUGCAGGAGGAAAUCAUCAGCUGACUUUCCACGCCCAAAUCUGGCUUUAAGGAACCUGUGUGAGACUCUGUCUGACACUUUCUUACAAGAGAGAGAUCAGACACUUGUACUCUGCAAAGACCACAAGAGGAAACUGGAGCUCUUCUGUCAGGAUGAUCAGCAGCUUGUGUGUCUGGUGUGUCGAGACUCAAAACUACACAAACACCACAACUUCAGUCCUGCUGGAGAAGCUGCCUCUGAGCUCAAGGAGGAGCUUAAGGCCAAGCUGCAGCCACUACAGGAGAAGCUGAAGGAGUUUGAGAAAACUAAAGUUACUUGUGAUAAAACAGCUAAACACAUCAAGAUUCAAACCCAGAACACAGAGAAACAGAUCAAGGAGGAGUUUAAGAAGCUUCAUCAGUUUCUACGAGAUGAAGAGGCAGCCAGGAUAGCUGCACUGAGGGAGGAAGAGGAGCAGAAGAGUCAGAUGAUGAAGGAGAAGAUUGAGAAGAUGAGCAGAGAGAUCUCAUCUCUUUCAGACACAAUCAGAGACCUAGAAGAGAAGAUGGGAGCUGAUGACAUCACAUUCCUGCAGAACUACAAGAGCACAGUGGAAAGAGCCCAGUGCACACUGCAGGAUCCAGAGAGGGUUUCAGGAGCUCUGAUCAAUGUGGCAAAGCACCUGGGCAACCUGAAGUUCAGAGUCUGGGAGAAGAUGCAGGAGACUGUUCAGUACACUCCUGUGACUCUGGAUCCCAACACUGCACACCCACAACUCAUCUUGUCUGAGGAUCUGAUCAGUGUGAGACGUGUUGAUGAGAAGCAGCAGCUUCCUGAUAACCCAGAGAGAUUUGAUUACUAUGGCAAUGUCCUGGGCUCUGAGGGCUUUAACUCAGGGACUCACUGCUGGGAUGUGGAGGUUGGAGAGAUCACAGAGUGGGAUGUGGGUGUGAAGACAGCGUCGACCCAGAGGAAGGGACAAUAUGACUAUGUGAGUGGAGUGUGGCGUGUGUGUCGUAUAGAUGGUAAAUACUGGGCACGUGCUACUCCACAGUCUGACACUCUCCUCCCAGUGCAGCAGAAACUCCAGAGGAUCAGAGUGCAGCUGGACUGGGACAGAGGAGAGCUGGCAUUCUCUAACCCUGAUAAUAACAUACACCUACACACUCUCACACACACUUUCACUGAGAGAGUGUUUCCAUACUUUAACAUUCCCUGUAAUAUCGCUCCUCUAAGGAUCCUACCAGUGAAGGCCUCAAUAACAGUAAAGCAGCAUAGUUAGAGCCCAUUCUGCCUCUUAACCAGAAUCAUUUAAAGCUGAACUAUUGUGCUGGAUGAUUUAAUAAAUCAGUAACCACUACAUGUAUGUGAUCAUGUGACUUAAUAAAUCAGAAACCACUACCAUGUGA